AGCGACGGCGACAGCAGGUUCCUGAGGCUGGCUCAGUACUCUGUCUGCCAUGGCCCGGGGACUGCCCAGCACUGCCCGCUUGGCACGCUUUUGCCAGAAACUGAACCGUCUGAAGCCACUGGAAGAGUCUAGCACAGAGACAUCACUGCGGCGUUGCCUGUCCACACUGGACUUGACCCUACUGGGUGUGGGUGGCAUGGUGGGAUCUGGGCUCUAUGUACUCACAGGCACAGUGGCUAAGGACAUGGCUGGCCCUGCUGUGCUCUUGUCCUUUUUGGUGGCCGCUGUAGCCUCCCUGCUGGCAGCACUAUGCUAUGCAGAGUUUGGAGCCCGCGUGCCCCGUACUGGCUCUGCAUACCUAUUCACCUACGUGUCCAUGGGGGAAAUAUGGGCAUUUCUCAUAGGCUGGAAUGUGCUUCUGGAAUACCUCAUUGGAGGUGCUGCUGUGGCCCGUGCCUGGAGUGGCUAUUUGGAUGCCAUCUUUAACCACAGCAUUCGCAACUUCACAGAAUCUCACAUGGGUGUCUGGCAGAUGCCCUUCCUAGCCCACUAUCCAGAUUUUCUGGCUGCUGGCAUUUUGCUUGUGGCUUCUGCCUUUGUCUCCUGUGGCGCCCGAGUCUCCUCCUGGCUCAACCACACAUUCUCAGCCAUCAGUCUGAUUGUGAUCCUCUUCAUCAUCGUCCUGGGUUUCAUCCUGGCCCGUCCUCACAAUUGGAGUGCAGAAGAAGGUGGCUUUGCACCCUUCGGCUUCUCUGGCAUCCUCGCUGGCACAGCCACCUGUUUCUAUGCCUUUGUGGGCUUCGAUGUCAUUGCCGCCUCCAGUGAGGAGGCCAAAAACCCACGGUGGGCCGUGCCCAUGGCCAUUGCCAUCUCGCUUGGCCUGGCAGCUGGUGCCUAUAUUCUGGUCUCCACUGUGCUGACCCUCAUGGUGCCUUGGCAUAGCCUGGACCCUGACUCGGCACUUGCUGAUGCCUUCUACAGGCGGGGCUACGGCUGGGCUGGCUUCAUUGUGGCAGUUGGUUCUAUCUGUGCCAUGAACACGGUCCUGCUCAGCAACCUCUUCUCCCUGCCGCGCAUUGUCUACGCCAUGGCUGCCGACGGGCUCUUCUUCCAGGUGUUCGCCCGUGUACACCCCCGGACACAGGUGCCUGUGGUGGGAAUCCUGGUGUUUGGGGUCCUUAUGGCUCUCCUGGCACUGCUGAUGGACCUCGAGGCACUGGUCCAGUUCCUAUCCAUCGGCACCCUGCUGGCCUAUACCUUUGUCGCCACCAGCAUCAUUGUGCUGCGUUUCCAGAAAGCUUCCCCACCCAGUUCCCCUUGCCCAGCCAGCCCCGGCCCCACAGUUAAGAAGUACGACUCCUUCUCGGACCAUAUACAGCUAGUAGAUGCUGUACAGGCUUCGAUGUCUGAGCCUGGGCAGCUGCGACCAGCCCUGAAGCCCUUCCUGGGCUUCCUGGAUGGACUCAGCCCUGGAACUGCUGUGACCUGGGCGCUGGGCAUCUUGAUAGCCUCAGCUAUUUCCCUGGCGUGUGUGCUAGUCUUCGGGAACUCAGCCCUGCACCUCCCACGGUGGGGCUAUGUCUUGCUGCUGGUCGUCAGUGGUGCUGUCUUUCUGUCCAGCCUCCUGGUCCUGGGGGCUCACCAGCAGCAAAAGAAACAAGACACUUUCCAGAUCCCUUUGGUGCCCCUGACUCCAGCCCUGAGCAUCCUCCUCAACCUUUGCCUCAUGCUGAAGCUCAGCUACCUGACCUGGCUGCGUUUUAUCUUCUGGCUGCUGGUCGGACUCGUCGUGUAUUUUGGCUACGGCAUCUGGCACAGCAAGGAGAACCAGAGGGAGCCAUUGGAGCUGACUACUGCACACUACGUGGUAUUCCCCAGCGGCAGCCUGGAGGAAACCGUGCAAGCUGUGCAGCCUGAUAGCCAGACACCAGUCCAGGGACCAGGCUGUACCGAGUAGCUGGCCAUGGAGUCUGGCUCAUGGAGGCCCCCCACAACCCUAACAUCCAGAGGCUGAAAGAAUUGGCAGCUGCCUACUCAAGGAAGCUUGGGUCUGAAGCCUGCCCAGACUGGGCUGGGAGUGUUCUCAGAGCCUAAACACAGGAACUGAGUCUUCAGCUAUCAAUAGGCCAUGGCUAGAGCUGGGGCGCACUCUUCGUCCGCUGCCUUCCUGUUUAUGAUUAACUCUGGAUACCUGGGCAGGUGGGGCAGAGUGAGCAGGGAAGCGGCUUCAGCCCCUGAGACGCAGAAUAAUAACUAAUCAGCUAGUUUGUGA
Molecule: messenger RNA, 2272 nt
Organism: Rattus norvegicus (Norway rat)
Lineage: Eukaryota; Metazoa; Chordata; Mammalia; Rodentia; Muridae
Gene: Slc7a4
Product: solute carrier family 7, member 4
Exons: 5
Coding region: 50-1957 (635 amino acids)
Biological process (GO): transmembrane transport
Cellular component (GO): membrane
Molecular function (GO): amino acid transmembrane transporter activity; transmembrane transporter activity; carboxylic acid transmembrane transporter activity
Source: RefSeq, marked provisional